UGCACACCAUGGCUUACCGCUGAGUCUAACUGCUCUGCAAUGGGCUCCCAGUUGGUGACUGUGCACAACCAAGAAGAAAAUGUUUACGUUCAGCAUCGACAUAACGGUGAAAGAUCUUGGAUUGGACUCAAUGAUCGGAGCGUGGAAGGAUCAUUUGUUUGGACAAAUAAAGAAGUAAGCAAAUUUAGAUUCUGGGCUCCGCAACAGCCAAAUGACUGGAACAACCAAGACUGCGUGCACACUCUUGGUGCAAAGCAUGGGUACGCUUGGAAUGACGUGCCAUGCAAAAGUUGCUUCAAUUUUACGUGCUUUACAGACUUUGACGAAUGCAGAACACACACUGACAACUGUGCAGACAACGCAGAUUGUACGAAUACCGUGGGGUCGUACACCUGUACCUGUAGAGCUGGGUAUUCUGGUGAUGGAAGAACAUGCAAUGAUAUAGACGAAUGUUCCACAAACUCCCAUAGCUGUGACGCCAGCGCUAUUUGCAGUAAUAGUCAAGGAUCCCAUAGCUGCGCAUGUAAACCUGGGUAUUCGGGGAAUGGAAAAACUUGCGUUGACAUUGAUGAAUGUACCAGCGGUGUUCAUGGCUGCCACCGUUUUGGGUCAUGUAUCAAUAAUGCAGGGUCUUACAGCUGUUCCUGUAACAGGUUUUACACAGGAGAUGGAAAAACGUGCAGGCAUUCUGCGUCAGAAUGUCAAAACUACCAAAGUCUGAGUGGCAGGGACAGACAUGUAUCUUACGGAAAUACUAAUACGUAUUGUGACAGUGGACUCUCUGGCUGGUUUCGUUUUGAAGGUUCUGCAGGUUCAAGAAUGGCCACAUCCUGUCAGUCUAAGAACCGUUGCAACACUCAUGCACCUGGAUAUUUGACUGGUGGACAUCCCUCAGUGGCUGAUGGUCAGGUCAGGAGACGAGUCUGUUUUCAUUGGGAUUAUAGCUGCUGCAAUUGGUCAAAAUCCAUCACGGUGAGAAAUUGUGGUGCUUACUACGUAUACUACAUAACUGGAACACCUACAUGUUCUCUUCGUUACUGCGGCACAUAUUAAUUUUCUGCAGUGCUCAGGAAUCAAAAUCACUAUGUCGCAGUUCAAAAUUAGUAGACAUUCAAAACAAUUUAGAAAUUGAUUGCUCAAUAUAACUACGUGCAAUUUAAAAACUAAAUUUCAUAUAGAUACACAAGGGUAUUGUCCUAAGUUAAUUUUUAACGCAAAGGGAGGAGGUCGAAGGAGCCUAGACCCGUUUAAACAAAAAUUCGCAAUCUUCUUUAGAAAUGAAAAUAUAAUCAAAGUCCCUCAUGGUUUCAUAAAACGAGUCAAGAAUUUUUGUAGAUAAAUAAAUGAAUAAAGCUGAUAGUUUCUAAAGAAACUGCUUGGGGCUGCGUCGG
Messenger RNA from Stylophora pistillata, 1391 nucleotides. RefSeq lists its product as uncharacterized. NCBI's taxonomy places the organism in Eukaryota, Metazoa, Cnidaria, Anthozoa, Scleractinia, Pocilloporidae. The record is from RefSeq and is a predicted model, not a curated record. Gene Ontology annotation, biological process: cell adhesion. Gene Ontology annotation, molecular function: zinc ion binding; carbohydrate binding; protein binding.